CGCGCAUGCGGGUUGGAGUCGGUUUUCCGCCCAAGCACUUCCCCACAGAGUAAUGGCGCCAGUGUCCUGCCGCGCAUGGGCAGGAAGCACCCGUAGGCCUCCUCGCACCCCCGGGUCUGUGGUGGUUGGCGCGUCGGCUCGGAGAUGCCACAGGAGCUGGCGGCGGAACAGCGGGGACGGCUCCUGCGCUCUCUGAACACACGGGAGCCCUCUCACGUGAUCUUUUGUAAUCGGAGCCCCCGGGUGGUCAUCCCCAUCUGGCUGGACUUCGAGGGUCAGCCACAGCCCUACCCGGUCCUGCAGCCGGGCACCGGCCGGAGGAUGUACAGCUACCUCGAACAUCUUUGGCUGUUCAGAGAUGCAGAAACAGAUGAUGGACUUCUUGUCAAUCAGACAGAGCUGUUUGUGCCUUCUCGCAAUGUGAAUGGCCAGCCCAUAUUUGCAAAUAUCACACUUCCAGUAUUCAGUCUGAAAGAGAGGUGUCUUCAGGUUAUUCGCAGUCUGGUAAAACCAGUGGACUACAGGAGAUUGGAUAUUGUUCGGUCAUUAUAUGAAGAUCUGGAAGAUCAUCCCGACAUUAGGAAGGAUCUUCAACGGCUGUCUCUGGAAAGAAGUUAAAUGAUAAGGAAUGGUGUCCCUGAUUUAAAAUGAACAUCAUUCAUUCCAGACUCUUAAGUGGGGAAGAAAACUCUACUGGGAAACUACUGUGUGUAAGUGAUGUUAACCACAUUGAAACACAUUUCAAGAGCUGAGUAGGUGUCAGGAUUUCAUGCUCUGGAAGGUGCCUGCUCUCAUUUGGUUUCAAUAUAUAAAAUUUAUUAGGAUGGCAAGAGCAAGAUUCAAGAGAUCAAAUAGUAUGUAACAUAUACCAAGUUUAUGAUGUUUCAGUUUAAACAUAGUAGACUCAAUUCUGCAUGCAAUUAAACCUAUGCAAUGCUAUUGACAUCAGUGGCCUUGUAUAAGUGGAACUAAGGACAGAAUCUUGCUCUUUGACUGUUUCAGAACAAAUGUAACAAAAGGCGUUUCUGAUAUAGAGAUAUAACACUGGCUUGCCCACGAUCAUUCUCUUUUGGAGGGUAUAAAUACAGACAAUUUCCUUAUCAUUAGAAAGAGUGCUACAUCAAGGAUGAAAUUGAACUAGCUGCUUGAAUGAUCAGGAGCCAAACACAGCACUUGUAGAAGUGUGUAUAACUCCAUUGACUUCAGGGGAUUUUGACCUCCUUACAUAAGGACUAAAUUUGCUCCUAUCUUGCUCUUAGGGAACCUGAUCCAAAGCCCACUAAAGUCAAUGGAAAGUCUGUGUGUAUAGGCAUAAGGAGUUUUCUGCCCCUGCUCUCUGCAUUUGUGUAUCUGCAUCAGGGUUAUCAGAAUCUACCACACGGGUCGGCACAUCCCUCACCUGCGCCGCUUCCCGCCGCCCCCAUUGGCCUGGGACAGCGAACCGCGGAGAGUGGGGGCUGCGAUCGGCCGAACCUGCCGCGUCAGCAGGUAAAUAAACUGGCCCGGCCCGCUAGGGUGCUUACCCUGGCGAGCCGCGUGCCAAACAUUGCCGACCCCGAUCUAGCACGUAGGGUUGAACAAUAUUUCUAGGUUAAAACACUUUUUGAAAGGUCACUGGCUGGAUGUUUUUCCCUCUCCUGUUGCUGGACCUUUUUAUUAACUUAUGUGGACCUCUAUGCAUCACUUUGAGUUAAUGUGUCCUGGUGUGGUGAGAGAUUGCUUCUGAUGAUGAGUUGGCAAGGUUGGAGGGUUGUUUGAAGGCCAGAAGAGGACACAGACCAGGACAUGCCAACUCUAAGCAGCACGAGACCCUGUCCCAACAACAGAUGCAAAACCUGCAGACCUAACGCCAAUGCUACAGUAAGCAAUAUCUCCCUGCAACGCACCUUUUAAGAGCCAAGUGUCAUACACAUGCUUAUCACAACAUGUGGUGUACCUCAUCCAGUACAUCAAGUGCCCCAGCAAUAACUAGGUGGGUGAAACCAGACAAUCACUGUGCUCUGAAUUAACUCUCACAGAGAAAAUGAUAAAAGACAAAAACACCAUAUCACCCAUGAACGAACACUUUUUCACAAAGCAAUCACUCCGUAUCUGACCUCUCAAACUUCAUCCUCAAAGGAAACCCGCACAACGCCUUCAAAGGAUGAGCCUUGGAACUUCCAAUUCAUAAUUCCAUUGGAUACUAAAAACCCUGGACUUAACAGAGACUGGUUUUAUGGCUCAUUACAACAAUUUGUAACUCACCUUACUGCUUGCUAAUUGCCCACUUCAUUUUAAGUGGUCUGCUAUAGUAGGAAUGAACCCCUUAUGCUUAACAAUCUGUCCCACCUUGUAUUUAGCUCAGGCACUCUGGUUACCUCCCUGAGACCUGAGGAAAAGUUCUGUGCAGCUCAAAAGCUUGUUGCUUCCACCAACAGAAUGUGAUCCAGUAAAAAAUAAAUAUUACCUCACCUACUUUGUCACUCUCAAAACCUGGGACCAACAUGGCUACAACAACCAUACAAAUAACAUAUGUGCAGGAAUCCAUCAAAGGUGUAAAUACUAUGCAAGGUGAGCAGCAGAUCUUUGCAUAAUAUUUUGCCAUUGUUUAAUCUUGCACAUUUAUUUCUAAUGAAAAAAAUAUAUACAUUCUAGGAAAACUGCUGUGAAACUAAAUGAGUAAGAAGCCACAGUGUAAAUAUUUAAGUGUCUUUCCAUUUUUGUAAAUAUUAGUUUAUUUUUUUCUUAAAACAUUGUGAAUUAACUGAGUUUUGUUCUGUGCCAGAAAAUGUAAAUACAUAUUAACUUGAUAUUGGGUUUUAUUUUUUACAUGGUUUUCUUGUGUAUAGUUUACAUGGUUUUUUAGCCAUAUAUUCUUGCAUACUAGAAGGAACCCCUGGAGGUAUUUUUAAUCAACCACAAAUGUACACUUUGCAAAACUACUGAAACAAAGGCACAAGAAGUGAGCUGUAGCCCACGAAAGCUUAUGCUGAAAUAAAUUUGUUAGUCUCUAAGGUGCCACAAGUACUCCUGUUCAGUUUACAAAAUGUAACUAACCCCUUCCAUAGGCUGUGUCUACGCUAAACUUUUCCCCCUAAAAUUUCCGUCUGUUGCUACUAAGAUGAAGCUCCAAUGUUGGGAGCUCUAGUGUAGACAAAGUGCCAGCAGUUUCCACCAUUUAAAACCACCCUCUAACGUAGUUGUGGUAAAAACACCAGUACCUUGCCUACACUAGUACUCCACUCUUGCUACCUCUGAUUGCUGCUCCACUAGUAGUAGUAACAAUGGGAAAUACU
Messenger RNA from Chrysemys picta bellii (western painted turtle), 3275 nucleotides. RefSeq names its product von Hippel-Lindau tumor suppressor (gene VHL). The record is from RefSeq and is a predicted model, not a curated record. Gene Ontology annotation, cellular component: VCB complex; nucleus. NCBI's taxonomy places the organism in Eukaryota, Metazoa, Chordata, Testudines, Emydidae. Gene Ontology annotation, biological process: protein ubiquitination.